This is a messenger RNA of Boleophthalmus pectinirostris (great blue-spotted mudskipper), 1135 nucleotides long. RefSeq names its product hemogen (gene hemgn). NCBI's taxonomy places the organism in Eukaryota, Metazoa, Chordata, Actinopteri, Gobiiformes, Gobiidae. The transcript is spliced from 4 exons. The coding region runs from base 100 to 813 and encodes 237 amino acids. Gene Ontology annotation, biological process: cell differentiation; regulation of osteoblast differentiation. Gene Ontology annotation, cellular component: nucleoplasm. The record is from RefSeq and is a predicted model, not a curated record.
UUAGGGGUGGGAAUAGCACCGGCGUAACUGUGCGUUAUACAGUCUGUUUGGUUCCAGCCCGCCUUCUAUGAUUUGAAUUCAUUCAUCGCGGGACUCAGAAUGGAGGAGUCGGUGCAAAAAGACUCACAGGAAAAACAACUAGAAGAACAAAAAGAAACAUUUCAAGAAGAAGAAGUGGAAUAUAAAAGCCAAAAUGAGCAAGGUGAUUUUCGGCGCCGGCUGCGGGACAGAGACCUUCUGAAGAAGAGAAAGGCUGAAGCAGAGGAGAAGGAGACUGAUGAAUGGGAUUUUGGGACGGAGAGUCCACAGAAGAGAGCGAGGAGUGGGGCCAAAAGAGGAAGAAGAAGAGGAAGACCGCGGAAGACUGAGCCGAGUGUGAACCCUGAUUCACAGUAUGAAAGUGUUCUGGUUCAGGAUGCUCCUGCAGUAGUGACAGAGGCUGUACCUGUCUAUGAAGAACUUACUCCUGCACCACCACCACUUGUCAUUGCCUUGGGACGUGCCGUGGACAUAGCUCCCGCUGUGGUCCAAGAUGUCUCCCCAGCUGCAGACUCUGCUUCUCUUCCAGUGCCCCCUGUCCUCAGAGGGCCCAUGUUCACAGAGCUUCAGACUAAACCUGCACUAGACCAGGUCCUGAUCGAAGACCUGGGUCCUGAUGAGGCGGAAGAUCUUCCAUCAAAGGAAGAACAAGCUGAUGAAGGUUACAGUGAGAAACCAGAGAUCAGCACAGCAGAAACUACGUUUCUCUCAGACCCGACAUCGUCAUCUGCACCUCCACCUCAACAGGAAUAUGUGCCUGGGAAUUCAUAUUAAUUCACUUUUCUUUUUUUAAUUUAAAGUUACUUUUAUAAAGAAUGUCUGAUUGCAUCCAUGCCGGUCAACACCAGUGACUUUUUCUAUGAUGCUGACUACUAGCAGACUAAAGACUAAAGACUAAAGACUACUGCUUUGCUUAUUUAAAUAUGGAUUUUAUACAAACCUUCAGAUUUAUUUAUUUAAGGUUUGUGUCUUGACUUUUUUCUUACAUUAAAAAGGCUGUUUUAUUUUGGUUGCUUUUGUUUAAUUAUGUGAACUCUUAGUUGAAAAAGUUGUUUUUGAUGAACUAAAUAAAGUGCCGUGCAUGUUCAUAUUUUAA